Molecule: messenger RNA, 1038 nt
Organism: Micromonas commoda
Lineage: Eukaryota; Viridiplantae; Chlorophyta; Mamiellophyceae; Mamiellales; Mamiellaceae
Exons: 1
Coding region: 1-1038 (345 amino acids)
Molecular function (GO): catalytic activity; protein binding
Source: RefSeq, a predicted model, not a curated record
AUGAGCUCGGUCACCGCGUCCUCCUUCCUCGCGCCCACCGCGUCGCUCUACCGCCUUCGCGGCAGUCGCGCGUCGUCCGGACCUAGGGCUGCGGCUCAUCAUCAUCGCGGGCGCGUCGCAGUGACCGUCGUCGCGGGCGCGCCGAUGGUCACCGUCGAGGAGGGCAAGAACAUGCUCGACCGCGACGGGUACAAGAUGCUCGACGUCCGCCCGUUCAAGGCGUACGACCGCGAGCACCUCACCAAACCCCCGCAGUGCACAGCCAACGUCGCGCUGGCGCCGGGAACCCUCCCGGACGCCAAGUUUGUCGCCGCGGUAGAGGCGCAGGGCUUUCCCAAGGGCGCCAAGCUCCUGGUCGCCGACUUCGACGGCGAGGUGUGCCAACAGGCUGCUGAUGUUCUCCACGACGCCGGGUUCACCGCCGUCGUCGCCGUGCAGGGCGGGUACAACGGCUGGAGGAAGACGUUCACCACCUGCGGCCGCCGCCGACCUCCGCAGGGCAAGUGGGUCAGCACCGGCAAGGAAGCGCUCAAGUCCGGGCUGGACCUGGACCCGAACGUCGCGGCCGCGUACGAGGAGAACUGGGGCAAGGAGCCGCCGAAACACGGCGAGGUGGGCAGGGUCGGGGACGAGGCCAAGGAGGAGGUUGCCGUCGAGCAGGAGAAGGAUUUCGCGUCAGCCGUCGCGACGGCGACUGAGAACAUCGUCGAGGAGAUCGUCGUGGACGAGGACGGGUUCAAGACGAAGAAGACGUUCAGGGUCAACCCCGACGGGAGCAAGACGGAGGUGGACAUGUUCGAGGCGGCGGCGAGCAAGACGCAAAAGUCAGCGGCCGUGACCACCCUCGGGACGCCCAUGGAGAAGCCCCCGAUCACGGGGGUGGCGGGCGGCGGAGCCGCGGAGGGGAGCAACUGGGAGACCUUCUACACGGACGACGAGCAACGAAGGCCUUACUAUCGCAACAAGAAGACGGGAGUGACGCAGUGGGAGGAGCCCAAGAGGUGGUGGAGCGGCGGCAGGUGGAUCGAGGCUGAGUAG